AUGGCCUCAUUCUCGAAACACCCUGAGAAGAAGUCCGGCGAGCCGGCGAACAUCCCCCCAGAGAUCCAGGAUCUGCACUGCUUCACAGAGACAGGGGGGGUGAUCACAACCACCAUGUUCGACGUACCUGGAUAUCGCAUCGUAAAGAUGCUGGGUACGGUGUACGGCAUAACCGUCCGAUCACGCAACUGGGCCGCCGGGCUUGGCAUGGUGCUGAAGAGCGUCGUCGGCGGGGAGCUGCGAUGGUUCACAAACAUGCUGUACACGGCUCGCAAUGAUGCCAUCGGCCGCAUAGUGGACGAGUGCAAGAGCCGCGGCGGCAACGCAAUCAUUGCGCUGCGCUUUGACACUGGAGGCAUGGAGGGUUUCGCUCAGGUCUGCGCGUAUGGCACUGCGUGCCAGGUCGAGAAGAUCGAGCCCAAUGAGCCACUGCCGGAGUAUCCCCAGCUCUUCCAGACUACCUGA
Messenger RNA from Phaeoacremonium minimum UCRPA7, 465 nucleotides. Its product is annotated as putative upf0145 domain-containing protein. The transcript has 4 exons. Lineage: Eukaryota; Fungi; Ascomycota; Sordariomycetes; Togniniales; Togniniaceae. The record is from RefSeq and is a predicted model, not a curated record. The coding region runs from base 1 to 465 and encodes 154 amino acids.